AAUCGUUGGACCGCUUCGUAAUUCGCUCUAUUUUAGUAAAGUUUUCAAAUGCGAUCAGCGGAAUAAGUGCCUGAUACUGUAAUAGCUUUAAGUGGAUUAAAUUAGAAUUAAUUAAAAACGUACUAACGAUCAUUUCCAUUAUAACAUAUUAAUUCCUGGAAUUAGUUCGAUGAGUCAGUACUGCGUCUACUUUUAACCGCACUCGAGUGUGAAAAAAUGAAGACUCAAAAGCAAAGCUGCUGCGCGAAAAGGACGAUCCUCGAGAAAAUUCUAAUAGUAGUUGUGGUGCUUUUAGUGUGUAUUUUAAUCGCGUUGUUUUGUGUUUUCACGUUACAUGUUAAAAACGGUAAUAGGCACUUUACUCGACCAGUGGUGCAAAACGUGUCGUGUCCUACGCCGAGUCCUCUCCGAGUCAAAAAGUCAACUCCCUGUAUGACCCAAAGCUGCAUCAAAGCCGCGUCGCAAAUAAUCGACUUCAUCGACCCUUCUGUAAACCCGUGCGACAAUUUUUACGAUUUUGUGUGUGGCAAUUUUCUCAAAAAACCUAAAGUCUCCAACGAGAUAACGCCACUGAGCGCCUUAGAGGCAGUUACUUUACAACAAUUCAAUUCGUUGAUCACCGAACCCAUCAACGAGACACUGCCAAAAUCAUGGGCUUUGCAAAGGAAGUACUACAACACGUGCAUGAACACUAGUGCCAUCGAAGAAAACAAUAGUGAAUCUUUCUUAGAGAUGUUGAAGUUUCUGGGAGACUGGCCACUGCUUCAUGGGCGCUUCUGGGACGAAAGAAAAUUCGAUUGGUUGAAUUCGAUGGUUUUAUGUCGGAAAGUUGGGUUUACAUUUGAAUAUUUUCUGAAAAUUGGAGCUAAAGAUGCGGCAAAUGAAACCGGAACGAUUGUUUUAUCAAUAAAUCCACCAGCUGUAACCGACUUGCCCUUUCAUUUGAGAAAUUUUUACGUCGAGCUUAUGGCAAACAUUUCGAUCGAGUUGGGGGCGCCUCCAUAUUUGGUCACUCAUGAGUUUAACCGAGUCUUGCAAUUUGAAGACGAAAUCAAAGCGGCGGUUGUGGACGAGGUGCAAAAUGGCCAAGAAAUAAUCACAACAAUUGACACUUUAGAAAACCAGUUUCCGUCGAUUCCUUGGGUUCAUUUCCUCACUAAUAUCACAAUGAAUUCGAACAAUAUCAGCUCAAGCUCUUGGAUCCAUUUUCGCGCCGGUCGCUAUUUGCGAAACUUGCAAACUUUGCUGCACCGGACGCCGAAAUCAAUCCAAGCUAAUUACAUCGUGUGGAAAAUUAUCGAACACUUUCGCAACUACUUGAAAGAAAGCGUCCGUUCGCUUUACGAAUCAUUUUUAAUCCACCUCAACCCAAAUUUAGCUUUCGUAAACAAUCGCCAUUUGUACUGUUUACAGAAAUCGAAAUUCUAUUUUCCUUCAGUUACGGAAUUAGCCUACGUUCGGACAUUCCUCAAGCCCCAGUCGCGCGAAAACAUCAAAGACAUGGCGCUGGAGAUAAAAUACCGCCUCUGGAAGAAAAUCACAGCAAAUGAGUGGCUCGACAAAAACUCCAAGAUCUUCCUCCUGAACAAAGUCGCCAAAAUCGAAAACAUAAUCGGAGCUUCCGACCACGCGUUUGACCAAAACUUCGACCAAGUCGUCGAGAUGGACGGGGUAUUUGAAAACCUAAAAUUUGACCUCGAUUCGGAUAACAUCAUCGAAAUGGCAACUAAACUGAACGCGAAACGAGCCGACAACUACUUCAACAUAAUCAACCAAAAGUCCAACGAGGUGGCCAAAGAAGUGUUGGAAAAAUCGCCGGUCUUGUACAUAAACGCGUUUUACGCCGAGGAUUUUAACGCAAUGAUCGUACCGGCUUCGUUUUUGCAAGGUGUAAUCUACGAUCUUGACCGGCCCCAAUACAUGAAUUACGGGGCUUUGGGAAGCGUCAUCGGACACGAGUACACUCACAGCUUUACGACCUUUGCGGAGGAAAACCAAACCAAGACCGCGGAAAGCGCGGACAAGUACGAGGGCAAAAUUCAGUGCCUCCUGGAGGAGUACAAGGAGUACGGCAAGCAUCUGAGCGAGUUCACGACCAACGCGAAAUCGGCCCUGGAAGAGAACAUCGCCGACCUAAUCGGCCCCGAUUUAGCCUAUGAAGCCUACCAGCAGUGGAAAUGGAAAAACGGCCCGGAGCCGACGCUCCCCGGCCUCAACUACACCCAAAACCAGCUUUUCUGGAUAAUGUCCGGAGCUUUCAAAUGCUACCAGCCCAAGCGCGGUUUUAACAUAAAAUUCGAUCAACACCACGGCGUUCCAUCGUUCGCCGUCACUUUCAGUAUGAGAAACUCUCCUUUUUUCGCCGCCGACUUCAAUUGUCCUGUCGGUGCCAACAUGAAUCCGGAGAAAAAAUGUCGGGUCUUGUGAAUAGAUUGUUUUCGUGUGUGUUCACACAUCCUCAUUAUUCAACGGGCAACGGUUAAUUAUAAUGAUAUUAAGAAGAAAAAGGAGAGGAUCGUUUUAAAUUAAUCUUCUUUUGACGUGUAGUUUUGAAAUCGUUUUAAUAUAUUGUUUUUUAUUAAUAAUUC
This is a messenger RNA of Tribolium castaneum (red flour beetle), 2588 nucleotides long. RefSeq names its product neprilysin-2-like. NCBI's taxonomy places the organism in Eukaryota, Metazoa, Arthropoda, Insecta, Coleoptera, Tenebrionidae. Gene Ontology annotation, cellular component: plasma membrane. Gene Ontology annotation, molecular function: metalloendopeptidase activity. The transcript is spliced from 8 exons. The record is from RefSeq and is a predicted model, not a curated record. The coding region runs from base 217 to 2427 and encodes 736 amino acids. Gene Ontology annotation, biological process: protein processing.